UUGUUUUAUAUACACUACAAAUUACAAUUGAGUUCUACUUCUAAAUUUCUAAUAUUUUACUAUAAUAAAUAAAAGUGAUAUAAUGCAUUAUGUAGUUACUAAGUAAUUGCUUCGAAAAACAAUUUUAAAACUACUGUCAUAAGCUUACAACCAAGCGGAUGUUGUUUAGUCAUUCGAAACAAUUAUUUAAAAAAAUGACACAAAACAGUUCUUUACAGAACUGGCUUAUAGAAUCCCCAAAGUACACAAUAUUUAGGAUCAAUAAGUUAAUGCAAUUAAAUGUAGUGAAUCUUCAAAAUUACUUGGAGGAACAAAGGAAAGAAUUAAACUCUGAUAGUAUUCCAAAAUAUUACUUCUUAAAACCUGACUGUCUUGUUAUUGAACAAUGGCCUGCACCUUUAACUCUUGAAAAAACAAACAAUGAAGUCAUAGUAGAUCCAUUAUGUGCAGCUGCAGUCUUAAGAGGUGCUCAUGUAUAUGCACCUGGAGUUUUAGGCCUUCCUUCGAACUGCGUUAUAAAUGAAAGAAUUGAUAUAUAUGGCUCUAUGGAUGGCCAGUGUAAAAGAGGCCAUAAAGUAAAAUAUGAAGGGAAUAAACAAUAUGUUGGUACAGGCUAUUUAAAAAUGUUACGAAGCAACUUAUUUGAAAAAGGAGUUCAACCUAAUGGCAUAGCAGUUCAAACAUUACUGCCUGCUUCAAGAUUGCCAGUAAUAAAUGAAACAAUUUUUCCUAAAGGACAAGUUUUGUUACAAAAUCUACCUUCUAUAAUUGCUGGGUGGGUUGUUAAUGCACAGCCCUAUGAAUAUAUCCUAGAUAUGUGUGCAGCCCCUGGUAAUAAAACAACACAUUUAGGUGAAAUGUCAGAUAAUAAAGCUGUUAUCAUUGCAAUUGACAAGACUAUUCAAAAAUGUGCUAAAAUACAACAAACUUGCGAUACACAGGGUGUUACAUGUGUAAAGGCUUAUGCAUAUGAUUCAACAAAAUGUCAUUCUGAUGAUACUGAAAAUAAUAUAAUGAAGCCUCCUUUUUGUUCAAAUACUUUUGAUAAAAUUCUCCUGGACGCACCAUGUAGUGGACUUGGCCAAAGACCGCAAUUAAAUAACAAUAUUUCCCUAAAAAUGCUGCACUCAUACAAAUUUGUUCAGAGGAAGUUGUUUGAUGUGGCUGUGAAAAUUUUGAAAAUAAAUGGCAAAUUAAUAUACAGCACUUGUACUGUAACAGUGGAUGAGAAUGAAGGAAUGGUGUCUUGGGUGUUAGAAAAAUUUCCCUGCUUAAAACUUAUACCUGCAGAACCGCUAUAUGGUGGACCAGGUUUGCCAAAUGUUGGUCUGUCUGAUAAAGAAAGAGUUAUGGUACAACGAUUUGGUCCAGAAGAUGAUGAUUUGAGACCGGUUGAAGACAUAUAUAGAAAUACGAUAGGUUUCUUUAUAGCAGCGUUUGUAAAAACUGAAGAUUAUAAUACUUAAAUGUAAUAAAAUAAGUUACGCCUUUUUUAAUUUUAAUCAACUCCUAAUGGUUUAAAAAUAAUUUUAUUGUGCAUCCAAUUUUAAAUGAAGAAAACUAAAUCAUAUUAUAAAAAUAUAACAUUAAACUUAAGAAUUCACAUUAUAUUAGUUCAUAGUG
Molecule: messenger RNA, 1623 nt
Organism: Nymphalis io (European peacock)
Lineage: Eukaryota; Metazoa; Arthropoda; Insecta; Lepidoptera; Nymphalidae
Product: tRNA (cytosine(72)-C(5))-methyltransferase NSUN6
Exons: 7
Coding region: 159-1466 (435 amino acids)
Biological process (GO): RNA methylation
Molecular function (GO): RNA binding; methyltransferase activity
Source: RefSeq, a predicted model, not a curated record